Leptopilina boulardi is the source of this 1665-nucleotide messenger RNA. RefSeq names its product centrosomal protein CCDC61-like. NCBI's taxonomy places the organism in Eukaryota, Metazoa, Arthropoda, Insecta, Hymenoptera, Figitidae. The record is from RefSeq and is a predicted model, not a curated record. The transcript has 7 exons. Gene Ontology annotation, cellular component: centrosome. The coding region runs from base 2 to 1081 and encodes 359 amino acids.
UAUGAACGAAACGGCUCCCAACCUUGUGACAACCUAUUCAUUUAAAGGUGGUAAAGAAUAUGUUUUGAAAAUGAGAGUAACAACACUUCGCGGGAAUUCACAGCGUAGUCUUGAUUUAUCAGUGACUGAUAAAUACACUGGCGAGGAUUGGCACUCAGCUUACGAUAUCGCGUAUAUCGAAAAUUUGACUCACAAGACGGGAAAUUAUAAACAAUUUGACAUAUUUGUGGCGAUGUUACAAUCAGGACUUUUAAAAACUAGCGAGUCCAUUAGUUUGGAUCUUCUCACUUUUGAGGAUUUGGAACUUUUACGAUCGCGACGUGCUGACAAUUAUUCAAAUCCUCCAGUAAAUCACAAAAAUAAUAAUCGACGUUAUUUAAUUCUCACAUAUACAGUCGAAUUCGAUCGAAUCCAUUAUCCAUUACCUCUGGAGUAUUGUGGACCUCCAGAUCCAUCAAUUUUACAAGCGACAAUUCGAAAACUCGAAGCGGAAAUCGAGAAACUCAAUUCCACUGGAGUCAAUAAAGAUUUACAAACAAGAGUCGAACAAUUAACAUUAGCCAAUCGAAAACUUAUUCAGGAUAAUCAAAAAUUAAUUUCCGGAAAAGGAUCUCGACAUUUGUUGAAUUCGGUGAAAUCAUUGGAGAGAAAUGUCGCCGAGGAGAGAGCGUCAUUUCGUUCGCAAAUACAAAAAUUGCGUGCUGAAAAUGCGUCUCUUAAUGGAAAAAUUCGACAAUUGCAACAGCAACAACAACAAACAACGGGAAAUCGAAAAUUUCCAUUGUCAAGAAAUGCAAGUCCAUCAUUUAGAAAACGUUGCACAACUCCGCCACGUUCAUCGCAAAGUUAUCCAAAUUUUCGACAACAAAGUCGAAGUCAAUCGCCGGCAUUUUCCAAUCAUGCAAAAACUUCCAGUUUAUCACGAAGUUCCUCGGUUGAGUCAAGAAAAUCAAAACAUUCACCCCGACGAAUCACGAAAAAAUCCAAUAGGCUCAAAACCAAAGAAAUCGAUUUUCGAAACCUAGAAACGAGGAUCCGAACACUGCAAAAAAUGCUUCAUGAAGGAAUCAAUUUUUACUAAUAUUAUUAUUAUUAUUAUUAUUGAAAAAAAAAACUUCAGAGAGAAUCUACCAUUUCUUUUGUAUAUGUACAUGUAAUAUACUUAAAAACAAAAAUAAUACAUCAAGCUUGAAAAUCGUCGCUAAAUGUUAUUGUAUAUUGUAAACCUAAAAUAUUUACAAAAAGGCAAAGAAAAAGAAAACAAAAGGGAAGAGUCACAAUUAGAAAGAAGAAUGAACUCGAUUUCAAUAAAAAAAAAAAAAAUAAAAAUCACUUCUUCUUUUUUUUAAAAAAAAAGUUUAUAAACAAAAAUAUAACCGUAUUUUUUUUUUUUAACAAAUAAAAUUAAAUCGAGACAAAAAUUUUCUUUUCUAAAAAAAAUCCCUUUCGCCUGUUUUUCUAAAAAAAAAAUAUAUAUUCCCAAUUUUUUCCUUUUUAUAAAAAAGGCAAUUAAGUAAUUUUUAUAAAUUUUCCAAGUGAGAAAAUUUAAAAAAUUUUUAAUUUUUUACUUAAUUCCCCUCCCCCCCCCUACAAAUUUUUCAUUUACAUUGAGAAAGAAAUUUCUUUUCAAUGAGAAAAUAUUUGUCGAAGAAAAAACAAAACAAA